This is a messenger RNA of Bombina bombina (fire-bellied toad), 412 nucleotides long. It is a transcript of the gene SPINK2, whose product is annotated as serine peptidase inhibitor Kazal type 2. The record is from RefSeq and is a predicted model, not a curated record. Bases 66 to 311 code for a protein of 81 amino acids. The transcript is spliced from 4 exons. NCBI's taxonomy places the organism in Eukaryota, Metazoa, Chordata, Amphibia, Anura, Bombinatoridae. Gene Ontology annotation, molecular function: serine-type endopeptidase inhibitor activity; protein binding.
GAGAGCUGUCCCCAUAACUCUCUGAUCACUAAGAACUUGAGACACAGAGGAAGCUGUUGAAUGAAAUGAAGAUGAAGUUAUCCGCUGCCCUGAUAAUGAUGUGCCUGAUAACAGCAGUAAUAUGGUCCAUCCCUGAAGUUUAUGGUGCAACAGUGCCACACUGUGAGUCUUAUCGCUUACCUGGAUGUCCAAGAAAUCUGAGUCCGGUUUGUGGAACUGACGGAAACACAUAUGCAAACGAGUGCAUACUAUGCUUUGCAAACAGAGACAGUGGGCGGUUGGUUCUGAUUAAGAGGAAUGGAGAAUGUUAAAAGAAUGGCAUUAAAGUUUGGAGAAAGGAAGACGGCGGUCCUUCUAAAACAACAUUCAUCUCAUGUAACUGCUCUGAUAAAAUUAAAAAAAGAUCAUUGUU